Molecule: messenger RNA, 3141 nt
Organism: Larimichthys crocea (large yellow croaker)
Lineage: Eukaryota; Metazoa; Chordata; Actinopteri; Sciaenidae
Product: guanine nucleotide-binding protein G(i) subunit alpha-2
Exons: 9
Coding region: 821-1888 (355 amino acids)
Biological process (GO): gamma-aminobutyric acid signaling pathway; adenylate cyclase-inhibiting G protein-coupled receptor signaling pathway; G protein-coupled adenosine receptor signaling pathway
Cellular component (GO): cytoplasm; heterotrimeric G-protein complex
Molecular function (GO): G-protein beta/gamma-subunit complex binding; GTP binding; GTPase activity
Source: RefSeq, a predicted model, not a curated record
AAACAUGGCACACAACGAUGAGCCAUUUUUACAUCACUGCAUCCUUGCAAAGACAAACGUGCUCCUGCAUCAGUUCAGUCAGCAGUGUUACACUGUAUAACGUUGAGUUUAUCGUCUGAGUGGCCACAUCCAUCCAUGUGAAAUGCAGAGGAAUGAUGCUGGCACAGCGCCCGCUGCAGUCUGCACACCGCACUCUUGAAAUCACGCCUCACUGGCUUCCACUUUAAUUGGUACCACAGCAGCUCCAGUGUGGAGAGAGCUCACCUGUUUUUUUUAAUUGGACUAUCGCGACAAGUAUUCGUAAGUGACGUCGAUGCCACUUACGAUUGUCGUCGGAAUAUCUUAGGAUAUCUGAGGAAGCUUAAUUGGACACAGACUGCAGUAGCAGCAGCAGCAGCAGCGCCAGCAAACGAGGGACGCGCUGCUCACCAGGCCGACAAGACAAGUGAGGCAGUCUGCAGCGGGGCAGCGGGGCUCAGGCAUCUCAGCCUGUAGAUAGAUGCAGGACAGAAGGCUGUGAAGCGCUUCGACAUGGACCAGCGGUAACAAACCAAAUGAUUUGGUUGCAUCUGCUUCAUCUUUGAGCUUCUGAGCUGAACAGGAGAGCUGUUACAUUGACUUUUUGUGCUUGCGUAAAAACUCUGGAAAAUCGGCUGUUUUUGCCUCUCCAGAAGGUAGUGCUGGACGCAGGGACUGCUUCUUCCUUAUUCUGUGGCAUCUGCUGGCACCCUGAGAUUAUCAGCAUCGAAGCCUCUGUCCGUUUUUUUGUUUGUUUGGGUUUUUUUGGACAAGUGGUCGGUGCGCGCCUGCGUUUGGAGCCAUGGGUUGUACGGUGAGCGCUGAGGAUAAGGCUGCCGCGGAGAGGUCAAAGAUGAUUGACAAAAACCUCCGAGAGGACGGAGAGAAGGCAGCCAGAGAAGUGAAACUGCUUUUAUUAGGUGCUGGGGAGUCUGGGAAGAGCACCAUUGUAAAGCAGAUGAAGAUCAUCCAUGAAGAUGGUUACUCAGAAGAUGAGUGCAAGCAGUACCGAGCAGUGGUUUAUAGUAAUACCAUCCAGUCUAUUAUGGCCAUUGUUAAAGCCAUGGCCAGUCUCAAGAUAGACUACAGCAACCCUUCCAGAGUGGAUGAUGCUCAGCAGCUCUUUGCCCUGUCUGCAGCUGCAGAGGAACAGGGCAUCCUUCCUGAUGACUUGGCCAAUGUGAUCAGGCGAUUGUGGGGCGACAGUGGCAUACAGAGUUGCUUUGCACGGUCGCGAGAGUACCAACUCAACGACUCUGCGGCAUAUUACCUGAAUGACCUGGAGAGGAUAGCUAAAGCAGAUUACAUCCCGUCCCAGCAGGAUGUGCUGCGAACUCGGGUCAAGACCACUGGCAUUGUGGAGACUCACUUCACUUUCAAGGAACUGCACUUCAAAAUGUUUGAUGUGGGAGGCCAACGUUCAGAGAGAAAGAAGUGGAUCCACUGUUUUGAAGGAGUCACCGCCAUUAUCUUUUGUGUUGCACUGAGUGCUUAUGACCUGGUGUUGGCUGAGGAUGAAGAGAUGAACCGAAUGCAUGAGAGCAUGAAGCUGUUUGACUCUAUCUGCAACAACAAGUGGUUCACUGAGACCUCCAUCAUCCUCUUCCUCAACAAGAAGGAUCUUUUUGAGGAGAAGAUUACUCGCAGCCCCCUCACCAUCUGCUUCCCAGAGUACACAGGAGCCAACAAGUUUGAUGAAGCAGCCAGUUACAUUCAGACCAAGUUUGAGGACCUGAACAAGAAAAAGGACACAAAGGAGAUCUACACCCACUUCACCUGUGCCACGGACACCAAGAACGUGCAGUUCGUCUUCGACGCCGUCACCGACGUCAUUAUUAAGAACAACCUGAAAGACUGUGGUCUUUUCUAAAGGAAAAAGCCCAACGCAUGCAGACUGCAUGAGAGACUGCAACAGCCAUGUGAUGAUUACUGCUUUUCAUAAUGAAAACCAUAACAGACUUGAUUCCUAGAGGGGGAUCCUUAAAGAACUUCCACAGACACUGAUUUGCAACCAUCACAUUUUCUGUCACUUGUGUUAUUAUUUUUUAUAUCUGUAUUUCUUACCGCUCUUGAUCAGGGGUUCUCAUACUAUUCAUACUGAACGCAUAAUGAAUAGAUAUUUGACCAAGGACCCCCUUUAGGACAAGAAUCACUAACAAUCAAGGGCACUUACCUGUUUUUAAAUUAGAUUUGUAACAUAAAUGAUAUUAUCCGACUGACUUACUGUAAGUGGAAAAGAAUUGUGCUGAAGAGUAAAAAUCAUAAUAAUAAUCCAUUAUCUCAUCAUGCCACAAAUUUAAGUAUUUUUCAUUCUUAAUAGGCCUUUGAGGGCCAGUUUGAGACCACUUAUUUAAUCAGUAAAUUGCAGAAGGAAAAGAGGACAAAGAAGAAGAUGGCAUACUUGAUUUAAUGAAACAAUUGUUUUCUAUUUAGACCUCUUUUUGAGUUUUUUUUUAGGUUUUUCAUUUUACUUUCCCUUUUUUGCUUUUGGAGUUUAAUAAGAGAAUACAGUAAAUGAAACAACUUUUUUAUAAAAAAAAAUCACAUUAACUUACGUUAACUAAUGUUGGCAUUUUAUGAACCUUUUGACUGCACAGAGCUUAUUUUUAGAAGAAAACAAACACGCAUGGAGAAUGAAUAUGGAUGAAGGGAAAAUGUUUUUUGUACAAUGUUUACACAGAAUCAAUAUUCAUAGUUGUACUAUUAGUGCAUUGUUCUGCAUGACUGUCCAUAGAUUAGCUUGUAUCCCACAUGAACUAAAUAACAUUCCUUAAGUAACUUCUUUAAAGAAACAACACAGAAAUGAUUAUGUGUCACUUUUAAGAUAUCUGCAAGAUUUUUAAGUGGUUAUGUCUGUUCCUAACAUGGAUUGUUCUGUACUAUCUGUUUCAUUCCAAGUCUUUUUACAUAUGUUUGUGCCUUGAUAUCUGUUUACACUUGUUCUUUAGAGACAUGCUAUCUUCAUAGUGUGAAUUAGGGCUAUUUCUACUCUUACACUUCAGUUCACAUAACCCAUGAUUUAAGAUGCACCAUAACACAGAGACAAAUGGAUGAUAGGUGUUCAUUAAUAUUAAGAGAAAAGUCAUUCACUUGUUAAAUGUAAAUAAACGUUUGGUCACAUGA